CGAUACAUUUUGUCGUAGAAAAGUGAACGCACAACGAGACAUAAACGAGAAGCGAGAUGCACGUGUCUGUGAUCCUCGGCGUGGUGUUGCUGCAGGCGGUGCUUUACGUGUCCGCUGCGCCGCCUGACUGGGUGCCUCCGGAAAUGUUGGAGAUGGUUCAAUCUGACAAGGAACGGUGCAUGGCCGAGCACGGAACGACUCAAGCGCUCAUCGAUGAGGUUAACGACGGGAAACUCACGGAAGACCGGAGCAUAACGUGCUACAUGAAUUGUCUCCUCGAUGCGUUCAGUUUGGUUGACGAGGAGGGUAACUUGGAAGCUGAGAUGUUGAUAAGCGUCAUACCAGCGGAAUUUCAAGAGAUCGGUAACAAGAUCUUGAACAAAUGCGCUCAUCAGGACGGCACUGAUCCGUGCGACAAAAUAUACAAAGUGGCCAAAUGUGUCCAAGCAACAGUACCAGAACUGUGGUUCAUGGUUUAAUUCAACGCAUGGGAGGAAUUCUCUGCGCGCGAUCACAACGUAACCUAAUUUACGUAACCUAAUUUACGUAAACGGAAACAAUGUCAUUUGUGUAACAAUAAUAGUAGGUAAUCAUAUAAUGAAUACAUUAAUGUGUGUGUUCAUUAUGUGCGAAUAAAUUUGGUAGAAAAUGUUGAAAUAUUGGAUGAACUUAUAUAUAAAUGUGCAUUAAAAUUGUAUCAGAUCCGUGACAGUAAACAAUAGAGAGAACCGAGAAACGAUAAAGAUCGAUGACUAACGACGGUAACAAGCUUAAUUUAUGAAUUCAUGUUUAAUUAAAUUAAAUUAAACAAUUUUGUAUAACGAAAUCUCCUUUUUGAUUCCAUUUAAGUUUCUUCAACGUUCACGAAACUUGUGUAAAAUAAAGUUGGGCUAUGUCCAUUAAUUAAGUAGAACCGGAGUUGUAUAUAAUACAUAUACAUGUAUAUAUUAUGUAAUAUAUGCACGUAUACACACACAUGCAGAAUAACUUCGUGUAGUUAAUUAAGUGAAGCAGCGAAAAAAAAAACGUAAAGUAAAACAUUACACAAAGUCUA
Molecule: messenger RNA, 1054 nt
Organism: Pseudomyrmex gracilis
Lineage: Eukaryota; Metazoa; Arthropoda; Insecta; Hymenoptera; Formicidae
Gene: Obp1
Exons: 6
Coding region: 57-479 (140 amino acids)
Biological process (GO): sensory perception of smell
Molecular function (GO): odorant binding
Source: RefSeq, a predicted model, not a curated record